This is a messenger RNA of Haplochromis burtoni (Burton's mouthbrooder), 2487 nucleotides long. RefSeq names its product cadherin-12. Gene Ontology annotation, biological process: adherens junction organization; cell morphogenesis; calcium-dependent cell-cell adhesion. The coding region runs from base 443 to 2422 and encodes 659 amino acids. Gene Ontology annotation, molecular function: calcium ion binding; cadherin binding. The record is from RefSeq and is a predicted model, not a curated record. The transcript has 13 exons. Gene Ontology annotation, cellular component: plasma membrane; catenin complex; adherens junction. Lineage: Eukaryota; Metazoa; Chordata; Actinopteri; Cichliformes; Cichlidae.
AGUGAACUGACAGAGGAGCUCGCCACAGAGGGAGAAAUAUUUGGACUUAACUUCCAGCAGCGUGGAGGGACACUGGAAGGCUUCUGUGAGUGGAUCUGUGUCACAGCAGGUACUCCACUACCUGUCCAAUCAGCGCUGCAGAGCAGUGUCAGGAUUACAGGUGUCUCUGCUGAGGAACUGAGGAGAACACGAGGUGGUUCUUCUGCAGUCACAGAACAGGACGAAACUCAUGGUCCAACAAACCCAGGCCAACCAACAAUGACCUUCAGAGAUUUGCCUGAUUGAGCAAUGACAGUAUAUGAAUUAUCUGGGAAUACAGUGGAAUUCUUGCCCAGUCCGUGCCAGCAGGUCAAAUCCAGCUUUGGACAUUCAUUCUCAACCUCAAACUAACCCAGUUUGUUUUUAACAUUGCUUUCCCUUUUUUUGACAAACACAUUCACUGAUGAUAACAAAGAGAUAUGUCACUAUAUUCCUGGUGGGAUCCUGCUUGUUAUUGGACCACUCCUCCCAAAUCCCUUUGCAGACUUCCCUCCACAACAGAACUAGCAGGGGUGCCAUUACAUUAUCUGGUGGAGGGAGGAAAAAUCUGAGUUUGAGGCCUUCUUUGGGGGAAGUUCCAUCAGUGGAGGGCAAGAGGAGAUGGCGGAGGCAGGGUAGGUUGGGAACUCACCGGAUUAAGAGAGGAUGGGUGUGGAACCAGUUCUUUGUCCUGGAGGAGUACAUGGGAUCUGAACCUCAGUAUGUUGGAAAGCUCCACACAGAGAUGGACCAGGGAGAUAAUGCAGUGAAAUAUACACUCUCAGGAGAGGGAGUGGGGUCUGUCUUCACCAUUGACCAAAUGACAGGAGAUAUACAUGCACAGGUGGUGCUUGACAGGGAGAAAAAAUCGUACUAUACGCUGAAGGCCCAGGCUGUUGACGUUCAUACAGGCAUCCCUCUUGAGCCAGAGUCUGAGUUUAUCAUCAAGGUGCAGGAUAUUAAUGACAAUGAACCUCAGUUCCCAGAUGGACCCUACAGCGCCAGCAUCCCAGAGAUGUCCCCAACAGGAACCUACGUGACACAGGUGACUGCCACAGAUGCAGAUGACCCCACGUAUGGCAACAGUGCUCGCGUUGUCUACAGCAUCCUUCACGGCCAGCCCUACUUCUCUGUGGACCCCAAAACAGGUAUAAUUCGGACAGCUCUGGCCAACAUGGACCGUGAGGUGAAAGAGGAAUACCAGGUUCUUCUCCAGGCCAAGGAUAUGGGUGGUCAACUGGGGGGACUGGCCUCCACCACCAUCAUCAAUAUCACCCUGACUGAUGUCAAUGACAACCCUCCACGCUUCACUAAGAGUAUUUUUAAUCUUCAUGUACCAGAGUCAGCAUCAUUGGGUGCAGCUGUGGGACGAAUUCAAGCCCAGGAUUUGGAUGUAGGCAGCAACGCACGGGUGGAGUAUGCCAUUGUUCCAGGAGAUGAGGGCAACGUGUUUGACAUCAUCUGUAAUGGUCAAACUCAAGAAGGGAUAAUUGUUCUGAAAAAGACUCUUGACUAUGAAACCCAAGCGUCCUAUACUUUCAAGGUGGAAGCAUUUAAUGCAGAGCUAGAUCCCCGUUUCCUCCAUCUGGGGCCCUUCAAGGACUCUGUGACAGUCGAAAUUAACGUACUGGAUGUGGACGAGCCUCCUGUCUUCACCACGCCUUACUAUUCUUUGGACGUAUACGAGGACACUCCCCCAGGAACCAUCAUUGGCUCAGUGACCGCUUAUGACCUGGAUGCUAGUAGCAGUGCUGUCAGGUAUUCUCUGGAGUGGCAGACUGGCUCUGACAGCUUUUUUGACAUUGAGACGGUGGAAGGAAUCAUAUCCACUAAUGAAUACUUGGACAGAGAGACAGCUGUUCAGCACAAUAUCACUGUGGUGGCAACUAAACUUAAUAAUCCUUCGCUGUCUGCAGAAGUGUUAGUGAAGGUCAACGUCCUGGAUGUGAAUGAGUUCCCUCCUCAGCUCACUGCUCCUUCAGAUACAUUCGUCUGUGAGAACUCCAGAGCUGGACAGGUGAUCCAGACAGUUGGCGCUGUGGACGAGGACCAGCCCCCUGUAGGCCAGAGGUUCUUCUUCAAGUCCUCCAAGGAGCUCCGAAACAGAAACUUCACUGUUAGAGAUUAUGGAAACAACACUGCUGGGAUUGUGACUCGACAUUCAGCUUUCCAGCGGCGGCUGCAGGAUGUCUACAUCCUUCCUGUUGUAGUUGAGGACAGCGGUUACCCCGCUCAGAGCAGCACAGCUACCCUGACCAUCAGAGUGUGUUCCUGUGAGACUGUGGGCUCACCUCUGACCUGCUCACCAGUGGCCAUGUUCCUGCCCGCUGAGCUCAGUGCUCAAGCUUUGUUGGCUAUUCUUCUGAGCAUUGCUCUGCUGAUUGGUAAGCUAGUCUCGCUAUAAUGUUGUGUCAUGUAUAAACACUCAAACUCUGGGGUUAGCGCUGCAAACUGCAGUCUUAUGUGCAG